This is a messenger RNA of Beta vulgaris subsp. vulgaris (sugar beet), 2667 nucleotides long. RefSeq lists its product as uncharacterized. Lineage: Eukaryota; Viridiplantae; Streptophyta; Magnoliopsida; Caryophyllales; Amaranthaceae. The record is from RefSeq and is a predicted model, not a curated record.
UUUAUCGAUUACGAGUACGAAAAUGCUUCUCUCUCCCCUUCCGCCCAAAACGUAGCUCGAACAAACGCCCACCCAAGGAAACCGACGCUCUUAGCUUCAUGAAUGACAUGAGCAUCGCAUCUCUGAUUUUCUCUCCCUCCCAAAGUUUUACCCUAAUUUCGCAAAUCCUCUUGAUCAUUCUUCGCCUCGAAAUCUGAAUUAAUCCAUCGCAAAUCUAAUUGGCUAACCCCCUAAUAGAUUUCCAUUUUUGUUUGUUUUUCUUCUUCUCUAUCAAUUUUCUUUCCUCUGAUGCUCUGAAUAACUAGCUACCUAAUUCGCCAUGAAAACUACUUCGCGCUCAUCCAAACACAAGAAGACGAAACACUCUCAGAAACGUAGCAAGAAGAGAACUAAAAGCAGUAGGGUGAAAACGAAGAAAUCGAAACUACAGGAUCAUUCGAUUUCGUGUUCAGAUGAAGAUCUGGCAUCGACUUCAUCAGUAUCGUGUUCUAGUCCACGGGACGAUCGAAGAGUAAAAAGAGAGGUAUCUAAGGACAGAAGGAAUAGGAAAGAUAAGAAGAGGAUCAAGAGAAGCAGUUUGAUGAGUGGGAGCAGUGAGGAUGACUCUCCUCGUGUUAAGAAGUCGAAGAAAUCGAAGAAGAGUAGAGGAGGUUCUGACUCUAGGAAGAAGCGGCAUGUUAAGAGGCGAAAGAGAGAUCGUAGUGUUAGUCCUUCUAGUAGUCGGUCUAGGAGCUGCGAUGAUAAUGAGGGAGAAGUUGAGAGGAAAAAAGAGAAGGUAGAAUCAAAGGAACGGAAGGGGAGAGAGAAGAGUAAGGAAAGAGGUGCAAGUAAGAGGAGUAGGCAUAGGUCAAGAAGUGGCUCUCUGUGUAGCUUGCAUAGUGAAAGUAGUACUUAUUGUAGUGAGGAGAGAGUGUUGGAGAAGAAUGUUCCUAUGAGAUUGAAAUCUGUUAUAGUUGUUAAGGAAAGUGAGGUUUUCGAAGAAGAAGAUUCCAAUAGGGAUGACAGACAUGAAGAUGAAAUAGUUUGUGAAUUUGAUGACUAUCCUAGCAAGAGCAAUGAUAGCAAUGAUGUUGUUAGCGGUAGAGAAGCAAUAUCAAAUUCGCAUGAUGUUAGUUCGGAAAGAAUGUCCAUGGAUGAACCAAUUAGGGAUUGUAUUGCUUAUGAUGCCAAGAGUUUAAAAGUCCCAAUAAUCCAAAGAGAGGUUGUUGAGGGAAGUUCAACUUAUGUCAGGUCCAGGGUCGAUGAUCCCCUCAUUGAAAAUAAGACUGCCACUGCUAGUUCAAGUCAUUAUGAUCUUGAAGCAAUCUUAAGGCAAAAAGCCUUGGAAAAUCUACUGAAGCGCCAAGGUGAAUUAUGUGUAAAGAUGCCUAGCGAUAGGAUUAGUGACCAUGAUAUUGAAGUGAAAAAGUCUUAUAAUGUAAAGGCUCGACCUGUUAAGCAGCAUAUUUCUCAUGACAAGGGAAACAUAAAAUCUACCCCAAAAGGAGUAAAUGUUAUAGAUGAUGUUAGAUAUACUGGUCCUUCAGUAAACACUGGUCUUUCCAUUGAUAAUGAUUCUCGCCUACCUAGCGUGAAGGUGGAAACUUCCCAUCCAGAAGACAAGGGUAAGCCCCCUUGUGAUUUUGUUGAUAGCAGACCUAAUGUUAGCUUAUCCACGCCAAGGAAAGAACUUCUAGGAGCAAAGAACACCUGGAAGCGACAGUUGAUUGCACCAGAAUCUUCUCUGAAAAAUCUGUCAGCUCCUAGAGAAAUGACAGUGAAGGAUUCUAAAAAGCGGUUGAUCUCACAAGAAUAUUCUGAGCCUAAAUUUUCAGCACCUCAAAAAACUAUUAGUAAGGACUCCAGUAGGGAGUCUACAUUUCCACGACUUGAUUCCAAAGGUGGCACUGAAAAAGUUGAUGAUGUUGUUGUUUCUGAGGCUUCUGCCUCUGUUGAACAAAAUACUAAUGAGCAGACCGAUAAAGGUGAGGAGGAGGCGCAGUUUCAGCAGAAAACAAUGUCUGUCAAGCGGGGUGGCGAAAUGGUGCAGGUAAGUUACAAGGUUUAUAUCCCGAAGAAAGCCCCUGCUUUAGCCAGAAGGCAACUGAAACGGUGAUUCAGAGUGCAUGGAUUAUUUUUAUGCUGCUGACUGCUCUCAAAGAACUGUAAGUAUACUUGAAGGAGAUAGAGCUUUGACUUCUGUAUCUAGUCGAGUUUUGGUUCCUGUGGUUGAUAUGGAAAUGAGCAGGCAAAUCAUGAGCAAAAUCUGAUGAGACACAGUGGCAGGUUGAGUCUUUUAAUAGUCUAUUUUUAAUUGUUGUGUUUUUCCUGCUGCUUUCCCUUUUCUUGCUGAAUGAUGAUCUUCAAAUAGCUGUCUUACUAACAUCCUGUUCAUUGAUCUUAAAUUGCUGAAAUUACAUGUUCUCUUGUUGGACCUGAUGCUGUACUACUAUGGCUUUUGUAUCUUUAUAUAUAGAAGUUUGUAAAGCUCUGAAGUGUAUACAUUCACUUUGAAUUUAGAAGAACGCUUUUUCAUUCUGUAACCGAUAGUGGGAAUGCGUUUGUUUAUUUAAAGACUAGCUCCUUUUUCCGUUUUUAAGGGGUUUUAAUUUUUGGUAGUAGUCUUGGAUGCCACCCCAUGUGGGUAAAUUGUGCAAUGUAUAUUUGCCAUUAUGGUACUUUUGUUCU